UUUUUAUUUAAAACGAAAUUGUUCAUCGGCAAGUUUGUUUUGGGAGAUUCGGUUCGUCUAAAAUGUCGCGAGUGUUGGUUAGUUUGCUGCUCGUUUUUAGUGCCGCUUGUUAUGCGGAUCAAUUCACUUUUUGCAAGGUGGGUCAAUCUGGAGCGGAUAAGUGUCUUACCAAAAAUAUCGAAAGUGCUAUUCGAUCGCUAAAAAAUGGUGCUCCUGAAUAUGGCUUAAUAUCAUUGGACCCACUUCAUGUGGAUAAGAUUACGAUCGAUGCAAAUCAAACUGUUCAAUUAGUGCAAUAUUACACCAAUAUCGAUUUAAGUGGAUUCAGCGAUGUGGAUGUCAAGAAAGCGCACUAUGACCCAGGAAAGAAGCUUUUAUCCGUCCUAGGUUUGUUUCCUCGGCUUAUCCAAGUAGGAAAUUGUAUGGCUAAAGGAAAACUGUUAUCAUUAGUAGUGGAAGGGAAUGGAAAUUCAACUUUAACUUUGGACAACACAGAAAUUUUGGUAAACAUUCAGUUCGAAGAUACGACAAAGGAUGGGAAAACCUUCUUCAAAAUAAAAUCAUUUGUAAUGAACAUAACACCCAAAAGGAUGACAUCGUAUUAUGCAAAUCUUUUCAAUGGAAACCAACUGCUAAGCGAUAAUAUUCUCAAACUGAUCAAUGAGGAAUGGGAAACUUUAUAUAACGAUGUAAAGCCUUCAAUCAAUGAGAAUUAUGCAUCUAUUUUUAAGAAAUAUGGGGAAGUGUUUUUCGAUAAAGUACCUGCCGAUACAAUAUUUCCCAAAUAAGAAACACACAAACAGUGAAAUCUUUGAACAAUUCGUCAUGUGAUUAUAAAUAUAUUGUUGAACAUUA
This is a messenger RNA of Dendroctonus ponderosae (mountain pine beetle), 855 nucleotides long. RefSeq names its product circadian clock-controlled protein daywake. The record is from RefSeq and is a predicted model, not a curated record. Bases 63 to 788 code for a protein of 241 amino acids. The transcript is spliced from 5 exons. NCBI's taxonomy places the organism in Eukaryota, Metazoa, Arthropoda, Insecta, Coleoptera, Curculionidae.